AAUACGAUGAGUGAUAACUUUUGUGUCGAGUACAAGAUCUUCUAAGUUUAACUUUGAAUCAAUCAUAAUGAUGUGGAGAGAGAAAGAACAAGUUCUUAUGUUUACUUUCACAUUUGUAAUUUAUGCGGUAUGUACGAUCAUUUUGUUCAACAUUAUGUAUCGUACACAGCCAACUCCAUAUAUGGAUGAGAUAUUCCAUAUUCCACAAACACAAAGUUAUUGCAAAGGAAAUUUCACCAAGUGGGACCCUAAGAUUACUACACCUCCUGGUUUGUACUUAUCUACUGUGGGAGUCCUCGUACCGCUGGCCCAAUGGCUUGGAUGGGAAGUGUGUGAAGUCUACUUUUUGAGAUUAACUAAUGUGUUCUUUGUAUUUGGAAAUUUCUACUUGUUAUACUGUCUGCUUUUAAAUCUGCACCCUCAGAUUUCUGAAAGCAAGCUAUUGCUAUCUUGCUUAAACCUUUCAAUUUUUCCAUUAACAUACUUCUUCGUUUUCUUAUACUACACUGAUGUUGGAAACCUUUUCUUUUUCCUUCUGAUGUACACAUUCCACCUUCAAGGACAAGACUUAGUAGCCGCUUUGUUUGGUGUGAUGGCAGUUUUCUUUCGACAGACAAGUAUAAUCUGGGUUUUUUUUGUAAGUAUGGCUGCAGAAAGUUCUGUGUACAUAACAAUGAAGAGGACUAAACUAGAGAAGAAAAGUAGCAGCCUUCAGUUUCUUAAAAAAUUCAUCUCAACAACUGCAGCACUACCAGUCCAUCACAAAAAACAAUUUGUAAAUGUGCUCAUAGAUAUUCUAGAUACUUGCGGAGGCUACCUUCUCACAGCAGUAGGGUUUAUUGUUUUUUUGUAUCGUAACAAAGGUUUUGCGCUUGGUGACAAAGAUGCCCAUGUCUUAUGUUUCAAUGUUUCUCAAGUGUGUUAUUUUCUGGGCUUUGUCUUAGUGUUCUGUAGUCCUUUCCUUUUGUCACCAGGAAAAGUAAAGAAAUUUAUAUCUUUUUGUAUUAAGGAAUGGGUUCUCACUGCUGCAGUCACAGCCGUUAUGAUUCUGGUUUUAGAAUAUUUAGUUCAAAUUCAUCCGUAUCUUCUAGCUGAUAAUCGACACUUAACCUUCUAUGUGUGGCAGAGAUUUCUUGGCCGAAAUAGUCUGUUGAGUUGUGCUUUUAUUCCUGUCUACAUUUUCAGUGGCUGGACAGUAUUGCAGACAUUGCAACAUAAAGAUUCUGUUUGGCAGUUACUUUAUAUUCUCUGUUUAGUUUUGUCAGUUGUACCGCAGAAAUUGCUUGAAUUCAGAUACUUUAUCAUACCUUAUGUUUUAUUCAGGCUGAAUAUUCAAGUGAACAGCUAUAUUCAGUUAUUUUUGGAAUUUUCAAUUUAUGUUUUUGUUAAUGCCUUCACAUUAGUUUUGUUCCUGAAUAAGCCUUUCUACUGGGAAGGACAAUCAGAAAUACAGCGAAUAAUGUGGUAAAAUAAAAAUUCUUCAGAUUACACAAGACUUUGUAGAAGUUUUUAAAAUCCUGCCAAUCUACCUAUAAAUGCAAAACAUUAGUUAUAUACAUGUGUGUGUAUAUAUAGAUUAACGACUUGGUUGUGACUUAUAUGCACAGUCUAAAUCUACAUGCAAUUUACUGUUCUUAACUAUAUUGCCAGUAAACUUUAAUUUUGUGCCUUGAAAGGCAUAUAGUACUUAUAUUUUGCAACGAUAUUGUUAAAGAAUAAGAAAACUGAAAAAUUGCAUAAGGAAAUACAACAAGCAACAAAAAAAUCUGAGGUGUUUAAUUUUUAAAGAAAAGAAAGUUCUUAAAGUUUAAAAUAUUUUUAUAGCUUUAAUUGCUAAUUGAUUUUAAAUUCACUAUGAUAUCUGGAAUAAUAUAUCAUUCGCAAAUCUUUGUAAAUUUUUUUUUUCAGCAUUAAAACUAGUUUAACUAUCCUUAAAAAUUCAAAGACACUUACUGUACAGAAUUGAGGUGUAAUGCAGAUGUUGUCUUGUACAUAUUGUAAAUACAUAAGUAGGUGUUAGUUUUUAUGUAUACUUGCUCCUAUGUAAUAUUUUGUAUUAAUGAGUUUCUUUUAAGGUUUCAGAUAUUGAUGUUGAUUUUCUAUAUAACUAUUGCACUCUGUAAUUUUUAGAAGUUUAAAUAUAAUGACAGUGGUGUUACGAGUAAUUUCAUUGAAUUUUUAGGGCAGAAACUUUAUAAAAGUAUCGGUCUCAUUUUGAUAGAAGUUUUGACCAACUUAUUGCCUUUCAAGUUUACAAAGAAUUGGUCAUUUGUUCUUGUCAAAUGAGUUCAGUUAAAUUUACAGUAAAAUUAGAAAAAUAAAUUACCCAACAUAGCAUAAGUGAACGUUUGUUUUUCUCUUUUAUAUUUACUCACUAAGAAUGUGUACAGUAGCCUCUUAAAUAUUUAGUUUUCUAUUUCUCAUAAUAAAAAAGAAAGAUUCUAUUCCAAGAAAUGGUUCAUUCAAGGUUUUAUGCACUUUGUAAAUACACCUACAUAAAAUGUCAUUAACCUAUAUUCGCAUUUAUAUUCAACUGUUUGUUAAACAAAUGUUUUUCAUACUGAAAUGCCUAUUACGGUGAAGUUGUUUUGUAGAUGAUAUAGUGUAGUGUCUUAUAACAACUAAUUUUCCAAUGUUUGGUGUAAUGUAAUUUUCAUUUCAUAGAAGUGUAGUGUCUUUCACAGUUUGGUCAUGAAGAGGUUACAUCAUUUUUAUGCUAAUUUGUUCUUUAUAAGUAAUUUGUCUUUUAACAUUUAUUUUUAUGAUAAUUUGUUCUUUUAGAAUAGUUUGAUUGUGGGUAGUGUUUCAGGAUUAUUACUGAUUGAGAUUGAGAGUUGAUUUGUUAUGUUUUGCAUAAUGAUGUUCUUAAGAGAUACAUUCUACUCAUGAAUUACAGUAUAUUAGGAGCUCAGCUACAUUACAUUACCAAUUUUUGUGUUUUAAAAUAUUCAGCCUUAGAAAAUUGCAUUAAGUUUCUUGCUUUUGUUGAAUAUUAGUAUAACUGCAAUGAGUUUCAACUACCAGCCAAACAAGAAGUUUGCAUUUGAUGUUCGAUAGUAGUGUUGUGGUGUCAUAAUCUCAGUUUAUACAAAAUGAUCGGAAGAGAAAGAAUAAUUUUUUAUGAUAAAGUUAUACAAUAUUGAACUUUCUUAGGAAAUAAGAUGAUUUUAUUUUAUAAAGUCCAAAAAUACGUGUAUACUACUGGAAAAGCCGAUAUAGCCCAGUACAUCAGGGAACCAUUUUCAAAAGGAGAAACUGGCUACGUUCACAGAAGUUUUGUUUAUAUCCUGAAAGACAGCUACUUAAUACAUUGAAACUCUAGAAGCAGAUGUUCUUGGCUGCUUCAACUAAAUACAAACUUAUAAACAAAGAUUCCAACUUGAAAAACAAAAUGUGCAUGUGUUGUGUGUAUAGAAUUGUCUCACUUGACAUUUUUUAAUGAAAGACAUUGAAAAAGUGGCUUAACUGGUAAAAAAUGCCUUAUAACAAACACCAUGAGAAGGAAGGAAACUGUAAUUUGUAUUUGUUAGUAUUGGUAUUUUAUGGAACUUGUACUUACCACUUAUUAGAAUCGAAAUAUAAUUUCAAUUUUUGGCAGAAUUUAUUCUUGAAUUUGCUCUAGCAUUGCUUAAUAACAUUACUGAAAUAUGAGCUGUUUGCUGCAGGACUCAAAAUAUUAAAUUAUUUUGUCACGUUUAGAAUAAAACGCUACAGAUUCAUACAACAUGGAAGUAAUGAACUUCUGAUAGAAUUGGUUUUUAUAAAUCAAUAAAAUCUU
Limulus polyphemus (Atlantic horseshoe crab) is the source of this 3778-nucleotide messenger RNA. RefSeq names its product dol-P-Glc:Glc(2)Man(9)GlcNAc(2)-PP-Dol alpha-1,2-glucosyltransferase-like (gene Alg10). Gene Ontology annotation, molecular function: dolichyl pyrophosphate Glc2Man9GlcNAc2 alpha-1,2-glucosyltransferase activity. Bases 68 to 1468 code for a protein of 466 amino acids. The transcript is spliced from 4 exons. The record is from RefSeq and is a predicted model, not a curated record. NCBI's taxonomy places the organism in Eukaryota, Metazoa, Arthropoda, Merostomata, Xiphosura, Limulidae. Gene Ontology annotation, biological process: dolichol-linked oligosaccharide biosynthetic process; protein N-linked glycosylation. Gene Ontology annotation, cellular component: endoplasmic reticulum.